This is a messenger RNA of Coregonus clupeaformis (lake whitefish), 3049 nucleotides long. Its product is annotated as zinc finger protein 764-like. The coding region runs from base 800 to 1441 and encodes 213 amino acids. Gene Ontology annotation, biological process: regulation of transcription by RNA polymerase II. The transcript has 5 exons. The record is from RefSeq and is a predicted model, not a curated record. Gene Ontology annotation, molecular function: DNA-binding transcription factor activity, RNA polymerase II-specific; RNA polymerase II cis-regulatory region sequence-specific DNA binding. NCBI's taxonomy places the organism in Eukaryota, Metazoa, Chordata, Actinopteri, Salmoniformes, Salmonidae.
AAUGGAUUCACGUAGUCCAAAACAAACCAGUUGCCGAACACAUAUCAGUUUAGCCUGAUAAAGAUUUGGUAUUCUCAAAGUUUGUCACGUGUAGGCAAAAUUGAAGCUACCGACGUACACCCUAUAUCCUGAGUUUCACAACAACUUUAGAAAUGGAGGAAAGCACGUUUACAAUUUCAUUCCGAAAAGAGCUCAACACGCGUAUGGGAACGUUACUCAGUCAAACGGUGGAUGAAGUGAUCGACGUGAUGCAAGCUAGUUUUACACAACUUAAAAAACAACUGAACGACUCUUUACAGAUGUCAGCAGAGAAAGUCGUGGUUAAUGUCUGUCCAUCUCUGAAGUGCCGUUGGGUCGUUGUAUGGGUUCUCUGCGAAAAACGUUACUGGCUGUCGAAAAGUCAGGUCGCCGACGUCAUUCACCGUGAACGGACCAGUACCGAGGACGGAGAGAGCAGAGUACUUCAGUUAGCGGCGGAAGAAGCUGAAAAUGAAUUUGUCACUUACGACUGUGAUGACAACGAUAGCACAAACACAGGUCACAUGCAGACCACGGCUGCCAUGGCGAUACCAAAGCAGACCCAGAUCCACCAUAAGGUGGCAGUGGAUCAAGCCUCCAUCACCCCCCUCCACACAUGCAGCCUGUGUGGCAAGAGCUUUGACCGCGAGUGGAAGCUGACGAGACACAGAGAGGGGAAGUUCACGCAGGUACACAAUAUCCUACCAUUGUGCCUUUAAGCAAGGCACUUAACCUCAACUAUGGUGCUGCACUGUGGCUGACCCUGUUUGCUCCUCUCAAAAUGUGUAUGAUGUGUGGUUUGAGAGCAAAGCAGAAGACUAAUUUCAGAUGUGCCAAUUGGCUUAGUAACGGUUUCAUUGUGUGCCUGUGGCUGGGUAACGCUGCCGCCUGCAGCAGAUCUACACCACCCCAGCAUGGGUACGGAUCAAGACCCCAGCAUGGGUACGGAUCAAGACCCCAGCAUGGGUACGGAUCAAGACCCCAGCAUGGGUACGGAUCAAGACCCCAGCAUGGGUACGGAUCAAGACCCCAGCAUGGGUGGAGACCCUGUGCCCUCGCUGUGGCCAUAUGGUUCAGGAUGAUGCUGAUGCACCUACGUGUCCACACGGGAGAGAAGCCUCACUCCUGCUCCGACUGCAACAAGACCUUCCACAGACUGGAAUCUCUUAAGAAACACAAGCUACUACACCAAGGGGUGAAGGCCUACGCCUGCCCCCGGUGCCCGCGCACCUUCUUCCGUUCCGAUGGACGCAAGCAACACAUGCUCACCCACCAGCAGGACAGGCCCAAGCCGUGCAUGUGCUCGCACUGCGGCAAAGCCUUCUCCAACGCCACGGCGGUCGCCGCCCACGAGCGGACACACACGGGAGAACGGCUGUUCCCGUGCCAGCAGUGCGAGAGAUGUUUGCGACCGCCGGUAUGAUGAGGGCGCACGCCCUGUGCCACCUGAGUGAGCGACCUCACCCGUGUCCCCAGUGUGAGAAGAGCUUCUGAACAGUGCAUGAUCUGAGGAGUCAUCAGCUGGUACACUGUGACACGAGGCCCUUCCUGUGUGAGAAGUGUCCCAAGGCCUUCAGGACAGCCAGGAUUCUGCGUAACCACAAGGUUCACCACAUGGAGGACCGUGACCACGCCUGGGAGGACUGCAACAACACCUUCAAGACACCCUAGCACCUGAAGCUCCACCGCAGGAUCCACUCGAAGGACACGCUCUACGUCUGUGGCAAGGGAUUUCGCCGGCCCGACCGACUCACCCUCCACCACCGUACUCACGCCGCCGAGCCCAAGCCCGGGAAGACGCGCCACGAGUGUUACAUGUGCCCCGCUGGCGUUCACCAAGGAGAGACACCUCACUGUUCACCUUAAAGUGGAGCACGGUGUUGGACCGCCCACCCCCCCGGGUCAAGGUCAAAGUUGAACUGUCAUCUGGGUUCGAGCCGAAGACUAGGACUGUCCAGGUCAAACACAAACUGCCUUCGUUCAGAUGUGACCUGUGUCGGGUUAGUUUUACAAGUCUGAACCAUCUGGAUAACCACACCUGUGACGAGGACAGACGGAGUCAGAGAAACAAACAGUUACAGCAGAACAAGAGGAUCGCAAUGAAGUCAGAGCAGAGUUUGGUGUUGAAAGAAGAAAACAAUGUGUUCCUGUCUUAUAGACAACUUCUGUCAGUGUCUAGUAGGACACUCCAUAGACAACAGCUUGUGUCAGGGCCAGGGAGUGCUGUAGCAGGGAAUACAGGUCUAGGACCAGUUGUUAGCCCGCAGCUUGUGUCAGGGCCGGGGAGUGCUGUAGCAGCAAGAACAGGUUUAGGAACUGUUGUUAGACCGCAGCGUGUGUCAGGGCCAGCAGGAAGAACAGAUCCCAGGCCUGUUUUAAUGAUGGUAGCCAACCAGGAAGUGGGACAGCCUCUGACCUUGUUCCAAGCACCUGUUGUGAGGUUCACAACUCCUGGUAAGAGUCACAGCACCAUCUACAGGCCAAACAGUGAAACAGCAACAUCCUCUAGGACUAGUUUACAUGCCUGUGGGAUCAGCCACACCCAGACCAGUAGUAGCAGUAUCUCUAACCACAUCCAAACCAGUAGGGUCACUAGUAAAUCCCUUAGCAAAACCUCUAGUGACACAAGUCUCACCUGUAGCAGCCAAACCAGUAGUAACACCACCGGUCACCUCCAUGGCCAGACCAGAAGUAACACCACCGGUCACCUCCAUGGCCAGACCAGAAGUAACACCACUUCUUGAUCACAACUAUGGCAGCACCAGUAACUCCCAGGCCUAGAACAAACAGAAGCAAAUGUUUUUGUAUUUUUUAUUGUCAAAUAAAUCAUAUCAUAUAUAAAAACAGGGAGGGACCUACCUGAAUUUGUCCAAUAGAAACUCGUUUAUGUAGCUUUUUUUUCCCCAAAACGUUUUGCUACAGUGUGCAACUAAUGAAUUCACCCAUAGCUACUACUCCUCCAUGGUAACAGUUGGCUGAAGUAAACCCUGAUAUGAGGUGUCAAUGAAAAGACCCAUUGAAGCGUAUCUCU